This is a messenger RNA of Atta colombica, 6307 nucleotides long. RefSeq names its product ras-responsive element-binding protein 1. Bases 460 to 5598 code for a protein of 1712 amino acids. Lineage: Eukaryota; Metazoa; Arthropoda; Insecta; Hymenoptera; Formicidae. Gene Ontology annotation, biological process: regulation of transcription by RNA polymerase II. The record is from RefSeq and is a predicted model, not a curated record. Gene Ontology annotation, cellular component: nucleus. The transcript is spliced from 4 exons. Gene Ontology annotation, molecular function: RNA polymerase II cis-regulatory region sequence-specific DNA binding; DNA-binding transcription activator activity, RNA polymerase II-specific.
UGAGAAGGUGAGAAGAUAUCCCGGAGUACACGGCCACUUCGAUCGAUCGUCAACGCUGUAUCUCGCUGCGCCGCUCCGUGGGUCUUUUCUUAUCAGUGCGAGAGGAGCGAUAGACGGGGAGUGAUCGGCGGGGUGUGACGCUUUUUGCGGAUCAUACCUUGCACGAUGCGCGACUUUGCGGGUGUCUCGGUAUCGGAUUUCCAUUAUCGGAGCGACAGCGGAUAAUUCGGUAACAGUGCACCGCGAAAUUAGGUGUCUGGAACUCGGGAUCGGAGUGUACUGCGGUGCAUCUCGCACUCGCAGGUUGACGUAUUCCCGAAAUCGGGAGUGGACGCGGACUGGUGUUUAAAGUGCUAAUUAGUUACGCGGAUGUUGGAGUUCGUAUAUCCCACGACGGUGUGAUCUCUCGGCUGUCGACCGAAACGUCGCUUGCCGUCUCGCGGACUCCGGCUCAGCAUCAUGGACUAUUCGAAGAAAGUGACUGGACCCGAGAAUGGAUCCAGCCAGGAACAGGAAAACGAAACGCAAAUUGAUGCUGCAUCACCAUCAUCAAGUGUUGAGCUAUCGGAGAAUGGCGCGCAUCCAUGCCCGACGUGCCCGUCGGUAUUUUCCAGUUCCCACGAACUGACGAAUCAUCUGCGUGGCCACAAUUCCCCUCGCAGCACAGACUGCAGCGGCGAAGAGGACUAUAGUUGUAGCGUAUGUAAUAAGGUACUUAGUUCGGCGAGUUCGCUGGACCGGCAUGUGCUGGUGCACUCAGGCGAACGACCGUUCAAGUGCAAACAUUGCGAUAUGUCGUUCACGACGAAUGGCAACAUGAACCGACACGUGAGAUGUACACAUCGGAUGGUGUCGCCGAACAGUUGCACGGACUCUGAAGGUAGCAGCAGUUCGGAAAGACCGGCGGGGACAAGUCAAGACGAGUACAACAACAAUGAGAUAACUAGGCACAAUUCACCGGACUUGAUCGACGAUCGACAACAACCGUCGCCCAGCAACAACCGCGGAAACAAGCGGAAAUGCGCAGACGAAGACAUCAGUGACAUGGAGGAUCAGAGGAGGCAUAAGAUCCUCUUGAACAACACCAAGAUGUCGAUCAGGUGUAGGCCAGAGGAUGAGCAAAAAACUUUUGGUUGUUUGCUCUGCAGUCAGGAUUUCGCAAGCAGUGCGAUUUUGGAGUCUCAUAUGGAGCGCGUGCACCCGGGUUCUCCAGCUACAUGCGAGACCUGCAACCAGUCGUUCAAGAAUCAUCGUGCGUUAAACCUUCAUCGUUCAAUGAGACACUACAAGAAGAACUCGGAAGGCAACAACAGCCGUAGCCUGCGUAACACUGUGGACGGUUUCAGGGAUCUGACGUUCAUUGAUUUUUCGUCCAUCAAAUUUCCAACGAUCGCUCGGGCGAUGUGCGAGCGUGAACUGCAUCGACCGGCCUCUGGCGAGGCCAAUAGGUUCCAGUGCAUGAAGUGCUUGCACGCGUUUCCCUGCAGACAGGCCCAAUUAGCCCAUGAAAAAGAAUGCAAGGGUCCCUACAAGAACAAAAGAAACAGCAACGAUAACAACAAUAAUAAUGAUAUUAGUACUAACAACAAUCUCGAGACAGAGCUGAACGAUCCGAGCCCGCAGCCCGAUGAUCCUAAGACAAAGCGCGAGAUAUUUUUCGCUGUGUUGGAUCUACAGAAUAAGUCUUUGGCGCACGAGACGAAGGAACCACGAGAACCAAGCGAAAUCAGGGAAUUGAAAGAGACUAAGGAUUUAGCGGAUAUCCCGAGCAUCUUAUCUGUUAGUCUGAAUGGACUGCAGACCUUUCCUCGAUCGGAUGCGAGCACGCCCGAAAAUAACAUCAAAUUCAAUCCAAAUAUUGGCUCUUCAGGUUCCUCAGGCACCUGUUCGUCCGAAUACAAUGAAGAAGAAGCGCAGGAUGCCUUCACCGCGGAAUUCCGGAAGAUGAAACUGAAGGGCGAGUUCCCAUGUAGACUAUGCACAUCUGUAUUUCCCAAUUUGCGAGCAUUGAAGGGACACAAUCGUGCGCAUAUGAACGUGGAACCGGGUAUGUCAUAUCCGUGCAAUAUGUGUCCUUAUAGCAGUACUGACAAAGGAGCUCUGAUGAAGCAUCUGAGAUCGCAUAACGGUGACAGGCCGUUUGAAUGCUCUCUCUGCAAUUAUGCAUUCACCACCAAAGCAAAUUGCGAGAGGCACGUGAAGAAUCGUCACGGGAUGAUUAGCAAAGAAGACGUUAAGAAUGCAUUAAUCUAUCAUCCGAAUGAAGAUUCGACAAACGAUAACAUCGAAAGAAGCUCGCCCAGAGUCAUCAGAGAAGAUGUGCGGAAGACACUUAUUUAUCCGAAUGAACGCGAAGAGACUCCUCAACAACAAAUACACUAUCCGUCUAUAGCAAUGGAUUGUAAUCCUGGACCAUCGAAUAUUUGCCCCGAGAUAUUGAUGAAUCGCUAUGAUAAGUCGGACGCGUUCACCAGAGUGAAGAUGCAGGCUCUUAAUCUUGUCAAAAGAAACGCCGACGAAGCAAACGUAUCUCACGAUUUGCUCGUGAAAUCUAAUUAUUCGAAGAUCGAUGACGAUGUCGAGUCGGGAUCGUCGGACGGCAGCGUGUCUCUAGUCAGUGAUACCAAAACGGAUACACACCAAAGAAUUCAAGCUAGUCCGAUGAACCUGACGAAGCCCUCAACAAGCUCUGGGUUGAGCUCGGGGGAGGACGGUCCGUUGGAUCUGUCCAUGGAUGUGUUGGAUCUGAGCAGAAAGCGAAAGAGAGAAAAUGAGGAUUGCGGUUCACAGGAGGAGAAGCGGUUUAAGAGCAAUCAACAGGAAUUGUACGCCACGAAUCCAGCAUUGCUGUUGACUCAAGCUUUGCUGAACAGAGCACGUGAGAGCUCACCGACGACGUCACUGGAGACUCUUUAUGCGAAUACUAUUUAUCGCAAUUUCGGUACGUUAACCAGUGCCGGCAUGAUACCGCCAUACUUCCUCAGUCCUCACAUGUUCGGCCAGGAAUUAACGAAGGGCAGACUACAGAAGGAAUUGGUUAGAGGUUUGCAGCUCACUGGUGGCGGUACACUUUCAGUGGAUCCGUCACUACCCAGCACCAGUUACGCAGCGUAUCCGCAAACAAGGGACACUCCGCAAUCCUCGAGUGAGCAAAAUGCUUAUGCAAACUUGAUGAAUACGCAGAUUACUAAUCAGACCGCGCCGAGCCGUGAAAAAACAGAUGUUAUCCCAUCGAAUGAUCCUGUAAAGAUGGUACUCAAGAACGGAGUAUUAAUCCCCAAGCAAAAGCAACGUAGAUAUCGUACCGAGAGACCUUUUACUUGUGAGCAUUGCACGGCGAGAUUCACGCUUAGGAGUAAUAUGGAACGACAUAUCAAGCAACAGCAUCCACAAUAUUGGAGCCAAAGACCUCGCGGUGGACAUUCGACUAGAGGUCGACCGCCCGCAAGUCAUCCAAGUAUGAUACAGACUACUAGUCCAUCGUCCUCGCAAAUAGUUCAACCAUAUUCGAGCAUUCUUCCGAACGUCGACACGCCGGGGAUCACAUCGGACUACGGCACACACCCUAUCUCGGAUCAAGUAAAAUACGCGAUUUUAGCGCAACAACUGAAGGCCAAUAAAAUAGAUGACAAUGAGUCAGACAACGAAAUGGUGAUAGACGAGGAGCCGGUUGAUCGGGACGUUCAGGAAUCGCAAGUUCAACGCGAGUCUAGUAUGAGUUUGUUGAGAGAUCAGUUGGAAAACAGCGAUGGUGUUAAAGAUAUUCUCGUAAAAACAGAAGCGGCCGAGUCCGCGGAGGAAACCUCGGAAGAAACCCACGGUGAACAGAUCACACGGAAUAACAUCGACGCCGAUCUGGAAGAAUCCGCAGCUGAAAGCAAAUCAAUACGCGCUGAAGAAAUGAUACAAUCCACUGAAAAGGAACAAGGCAAACUUGAAGACGGAGCGCCCGAUCUCGCUAGUGUCUCAAAACUUUUAGACAAUGCGUCUCAGCAAUAUCAACAAUUUCAACCGCAAUAUUUGAGUGACGAGGAGGGCCCCGUUGCGUCGACCAGUGGUAAUAACUCCGGCAGCGAGAAGUCCGAUUCUAUGAAUUCCUUGAACUCCGGAAAUGAUUCCUCGCCAAAUAAGAAGAAGAAAAAGAAGAAGAAGUCCGCAUACUCAAUGGCACCAAACCGCGUUUCAUGUCCGUAUUGUGACCGUCAAUUUCCAUGGACUUCGUCGCUGAGACGACACAUUCUCACCCACACUGGCCAGAAGCCGUAUCAGUGCAUUCACUGUUCGCAUCAUUUCACUACCAAGUCCAACUGCGACCGCCAUUUGUUGAGAAAGCACAAGGCGAAAGCGAACAAAAUGCGCCGUGUCAGGAAUUCAUCCUCGCCGGACGUCCAAGUAGUCGCUAGCAGCAGCAGUAGCAGCAACGGCAGCAACACAUUCUCCAUGAGAAAUGUGCCCGAGAGGCCGUUCAAAUGUCAUCAGUGUCCAAGCUCGACGUUCGCCACGUUGGGCAAUCUGAAGAAGCAUCGGUCGAGUAAGCACCGCAAGAAUGCGUCUAGAUCGGAAUCUAGUGAUCAACAAAACAGUCCGCCUCAAUGCCCCGCGCAAAAUGACCAGAGCGAUUACGAGAGCCGUUCAUCGAGCAUGUCCGACAACAUGGAGAACACAUCGUCUGCCGUCGCAGUCGCGAAACCGACUUCCACCGCGUCACCCUCGAUAAAUGACGCCACCAGAUCGCGCAAAUCACCAAGAUUAUCACCGAGUCCCGGUGAUGUACCCUUCAAAUGUUAUCUGUGCGACAGCGGUUUCUCGGAACGACAGGACUGCCUGGACCACAUCAAAGCCAAUCAUAGUCGUUCAUACGAUAUGUUGAAGGCCAAAGGGGCUCUCGACAUGGCGUCCAUGAAUAUAGAUGCAAACGAAGAUCAGAUGUUAGCAUCGCACCAACAUCUCAGUGAUGGAGAAGAAAAGAAAGGCCGUUUUCCUGAUUACAGCAACAGAAAGGUUAUGUGCGCUUUCUGCUUGAGACGAUUUUGGUCCGCGGAAGAUCUCCGGCGUCACAUGAGGACCCACACGGGUGAGAGGCCCUUCGAAUGCGACAUAUGCACCAGGAAAUUCACGCUCAAACACAGCAUGCUACGCCACCGUAAGAAACAUGAGUCAGUGGAUUCCGCCAUGUAUAUAGCUAACAGCGGCGACGAGGACAAUUCGCCUGCGCAACCACCAACGAUAACACCUAGGAGUCAACAGCACUCGCCAAUCUCCACUAACACCAGCAGGCCCCGCACACAGGAUAGAAUCUCUUUGCCAACCGUCGCGGCGGUAGCAACGGCGGAUGCGGCACCCUGUGCCCUGAUGCGAUACAAUCACUAUGAUAACAUGGCCACUCUCACCGGUAGAAUGGCGAACGACGGUCCCCAAGGUGCCGCAUCCGCUCCGCUGUCUUCUCCGCCGCCUCCCGCGGAGAUACCCAGUGAGAGCGGAGACAACGACCUGAUCUCUAAUUUGCUGGGUAUACGCGAGAAAGGUUUGCUCGACAAGGUUCUUCUAAGCUCGGCGGACGACGCGGCGAAGUUAUUGGGGGUGAACCAUAAUGAGUAAUCGAAUGAUCAAUCGUGUAAGAGACAAAAAGAAGAGGGGUACGAUCAGACAUAUAAAUCGCGUGAAUAGAUAUAGAUUAAAUUGGAUAAAAAUACAGAUUGGAAUAAAGACAGAUUAGAUUCGGAGUGAAUGUAAAGUAUAGAACUGUACUCAAGAUAUUAAUUACCGAGAUAUUAAACAACUAUUUUGAAUCUCAGAAGAUUAUGAGUAGAAAAAAAAGCAGAAUUGUAAUGUAACAAACCGUUUACCGCUAACGAGAGUUAUUCUAAAGAUUAUUAGAAGAUUAAAAUUAUCAUUAACGUCUGAUCGCACACCACUUUCUUUUAUGGUUCAUGAGCACAGAAGAUAUCUUGAAAUUAUUCGGAUUUUUCGAUUCUCCGUUUAGGUCACUAUUUCAUUUGUAUGUUUUUGUUGUACGACAAAUUUUUCAAGCUUGUUGAUUGGUUAUAGAGAUCCGAGGAUCAUUGCACACAUUUGUUAUAUGACAAAAAUCCACAAAUGAAAUAGCACCCUUAAGGUUCACGAUCGUGCCUUAUACUCUUUUAUCAAUUUAUCGCACGUGUUCGUAUAAAACACUGUAGUGUCUUAUAAAGUUUAUCUGAUGAAAUUAUUUGUGAGCAUUAUACGCUACGUACGAUGUAAAAUUUUACCAUUUGUAAUGAGAACAGAAUUGUCAACAAAUUUGCUUACAUUGCAAAAAGUAGGUGAU